Messenger RNA from Neltuma alba, 1609 nucleotides. RefSeq names its product mitochondrial substrate carrier family protein B. Gene Ontology annotation, biological process: transmembrane transport. The transcript has 7 exons. NCBI's taxonomy places the organism in Eukaryota, Viridiplantae, Streptophyta, Magnoliopsida, Fabales, Fabaceae. The coding region runs from base 220 to 1248 and encodes 342 amino acids. The record is from RefSeq and is a predicted model, not a curated record.
ACUAGAGCAGAAGGAUGCGAGGAAGGAGAACCUCCUCUGAAGCACGUACAUGCACCAUGAAGACGUCGUGUUUCUUUUUUUGAUAUUGAAGGUUCAAAAUCUUGCGGUUGAUUUCUUCGGAACCACGAGCGAGGCGGCAUUUAUUUGCUAAAAGUGGUGAAAAGGAAUUUUAGAGAGAAAGAGAGAGAGAGAGAGACGGAGAGCAAAGAGGGUUUUGAUAUGCAAGCGGAUACUAGGGUUGGGGUAGUGGUCGAAAGGGGGAAAAGAGGUAUCAAUUCAAGUCAAGGAGGUGUUGCCGUUGGUGGCGGUGUGAUGAAGUUGGCGCAGCAGCAACGUUCCGACAUUGGGACUAUUUCUCAGCUUCUUGCUGGGGGCGUUGCCGGUGCUCUUAGCAAGACCUGUACAGCGCCGCUUGCUCGACUGACCAUACUCUUUCAGGUUCAAGGUAUGCACUCCAAUGCCGCGUCGUUGAGGAAUGCCAGCAUAUGGAAUGAGGCUUCACGAAUUGUCAACGAAGAGGGAUUUAGAGCUUUCUGGAAAGGAAAUUUAGUUACUAUUGCUCAUCGUCUGCCUUAUUCUUCUGUCAACUUUUAUGCAUAUGAGCACUACAAGAAGUUGCUAAAGACGGUUCCAGGACUGCAAAAUAAUGGGGACAGUAUGAGUGCAGACCUUUGCAUACAUUUUGUAGGUGGUGGCCUAGCUGGAAUAACUGCUGCCACUGCGACUUAUCCUUUGGAUCUUGUAAGGACGCGCUUAGCUGCUCAGACAAAAGUUGUCUACUACAGAGGUAUUUGGCAUGCUUUACGAACUAUUAGCAAGGAAGAGGGAUUGUUUGGGCUUUAUAAGGGACUUGGAGCUACACUGUUGGGUGUGGGGCCUAGUAUAGCGAUCAGCUUCUCUGUGUAUGAAACCUUAAGAUCAUUUUGGCAGUCACAUAGGCCCAGUGAUUCAACUGUCCUUGUUAGUUUAGCAUGUGGUAGUCUUUCAGGCAUUGCAUCAUCAACAGCAACAUUUCCCUUGGAUCUUGUGAGGCGGCGGAAGCAAUUGGAGGGGGCAGGCGGCCGGGCCCGCGUGUACACGACAGGCCUCCUUGGGAUGUUUCGGCACAUAAUGCGGACAGAAGGCUUACGGGGCCUAUACAGAGGAAUCUUGCCUGAAUAUUACAAGGUUGUGCCUGGCGUAGGUAUCUGUUUUAUGACUUACGAGACACUUAAGACGCUUUUAGCUGAUAUUGCCACCACUUCAUAGUCACAAAAGUUUUUAGACAUUUAUCCAAAGAAAAAGUGAGUUUAUUAGAGCUAUUGCCUAUCUACGAAACACAUUUUAUCUCUUGGUAAAAUGGUUUGCUGCUGCGGGAACCGGGUAAUACAUUUUUAUCAAUGUAUAGAAACAAUUUCCUUCAUUGUAUCUUGAAUUUUAUUACAUACUUAAUAGGAGUAUUGGGCAGUUAUCUACAUCCAAACGAAUCAUUUUUGUAUUACCAUGUUCCAUUCCACAUCUUUCAGUAAGUUAAUUGAGGUUGCAUUUACUGUGGGAUUCUUUGUAAGAAUAUUAUAUUAUCAAAAUUGAAGUCACAGGAAGCCCUGGUUCUAGUUUUUUGUACGGGUCA